Vigna radiata var. radiata (mung bean) is the source of this 1643-nucleotide messenger RNA. Its product is annotated as peptidyl-prolyl cis-trans isomerase CYP26-2, chloroplastic. Gene Ontology annotation, molecular function: peptidyl-prolyl cis-trans isomerase activity. Gene Ontology annotation, cellular component: chloroplast. The transcript has 2 exons. Bases 270 to 1472 code for a protein of 400 amino acids. Gene Ontology annotation, biological process: protein peptidyl-prolyl isomerization. Lineage: Eukaryota; Viridiplantae; Streptophyta; Magnoliopsida; Fabales; Fabaceae. The record is from RefSeq and is a predicted model, not a curated record.
UGCAUAUUUGGCAUAUUUCUUUCUGAACGUCAAAAAAGGGACCCACGUAAAUUGGUGUGCCUAAAAUUAUAACAUGAAAGAAAUGAACGGUUGCUAUUUGAAUCUUCUUAUCCAUGAAAUCUCAUCAGUAUCCCUUACUCUAUCUAUUCUUCUUCCUUGCUUCGUUUUUUUCCCCUUAAUCUCAUGAUCUCCCUAUAAAUGAAGUGAAGAGCUGAUGCAGACAUUAACAUAAAUCAAUUUUCAAGUAUUGCAAAUACAAUAACGCAGAAAUGCUACAAAGAGUAGUGCGAUACUCCGCCCAACCAUUCAAUCCUCCAACUCGCACGACACUACCAUCACUUUCGCCAAUUCAAUUAAUACCCAUUUCUCCAUCUUUCCCAAUCCUCAAACAGCAAUGCAGAUUAUCACGUAGAGAGCUCACAAUCUUCAGCAACUCUUGCUUGCUACUUCUCUUGGGUACUCAGGCAGUGGAUGGAUCCAGCGCAAGAGCAGAAGCAGCACUUGCAAACACAAACAACAGUGAUCAACCGGAAGGGAAUGUGGUUUUUGUAGAAGAGGAUGCUGCUAACACAAGCAGCACUGCUCAACCAGAAGAGAAUCGUGUUUUAGCAGAAGAUGUUGCUAACACAACUAACACUGCUCAACCAGAAGAGAAUCGUGUUUUAGCAGAAGAUACUGCUAACCAGCAGGCAGAAAAUUUGAAUUUAGCAGAAGAAAAUGUUACUCAAACAAGCAACAGUGACCAACCAGAAGACAAUCUAACUACCACUCCUAGCUGCACCGAAAGAAAAACUACCAAACAAGUAUUUUUAGACAUAUCUAUUGAUGGCGAACCUGCUGGUCGCAUUACCAUAGGACUUUAUGGAGAUGAGGUCCCUGCAGGAGUUGACAGGUUUAGUAAGAUUGUGAGUGGAGCCGCUGGUAUUAGCUACAGAAGAAAAGAGUUUGUCAAAAUCAUGCCCAAUUAUGUUCAACAUAGUGGCCUUAGAUCCUAUGGGGUGGAUGCUGAAAUUUCUUCGAAGACAGGUAGCAACUUGGGAGCUAAUAGUCUGGUUCAGGAAUGGGAGAGGGAGUAUGAUAAAUGUCCCGGGACUAAAAACGUGACUGGAAGUGUUGGCAUUAUUGUGAGAAACCCAUCAAAACCACCCCCAAAGAUGAAGCUGGUUGCAAAGAAAGGGAAGCUUGAGAUUGAUCAAGAAGAAGUAGGUAUUGAUCCCAAUGGUACAGAAUUUGUCAUAGUUACAAAGGACUCGCCGGAAUUGGAUACAUCGUCUCUGGUAAUUGGAAGAGUGAUAGGAGGCAUGGAGGUUGCGCAGAGGAUCGGUCAGGUUAAAACAGUACAGGAGAAUACAGGAUCUCCAUAUUUUAGGGUGGCAAAGCUGAUAGGAGACAAGAGAGCUGUUGUAGCAGAAAGAGGAUUCAACCGCCCUUAUUCAAAGGUCAUUGUUACAAACUGUGGUUUGAUGCAGUAAGACAAAAUUGUAUUAUUCAAUCCCUUCUAUAGUUGAUUUCCAGGGAAUGUAUAAGAAGACAUGUCACAUUCUAUAAUAAUCACCACUGUCAUCCAACCCUACGUAAUGUCUGUCAUUUGUAUUACAAACGAGGGGGAAAAAUAUUACAGCAGCUCGGUUCCAAAUGACAAA